AUGACGGCGGCGCAGUAUCGCCAGCCCAAUGUCAGCGAAGAAGAGUUCUAUCAUUGGGCGACUGAACAGCACGCCGCCCGAGCAGCCAAGCUACAUGCUAAGGACGGGAUGGAGGGAUUUUCCAUUUUCUUCCACCCCAGACCGUUCCGUGACUUCACACCGAAACUGGACAAUGCGCGCGGAAACCCAUGGCGGGUUCGAGACUUUGACGCUCCAGUCGAGUUCCUUUUUCGGGACAUGGAGGCGCUCUACAAGGAGACCGUCCAGGCGGAUCUCCAGGCACUACAGGCGGAGGGACGCCUUUUGUUAGCAGCGAGGGGGCAGAAAUCAGCCUCGGUUGGGUUGAGACGUCAGUCAGAAACGGUCAAAGUCGACAGCCUCGAUGAGGCUGGGAAGCCUACUUUCCUGCCGUUUAAGGAAUGA
Aspergillus lentulus is the source of this 423-nucleotide messenger RNA. The record is from RefSeq and is a predicted model, not a curated record. Lineage: Eukaryota; Fungi; Ascomycota; Eurotiomycetes; Eurotiales; Aspergillaceae.